Neoarius graeffei (lesser salmon catfish) is the source of this 3442-nucleotide messenger RNA. RefSeq names its product glycine N-acyltransferase-like protein Keg1. The coding region runs from base 1951 to 2802 and encodes 283 amino acids. Gene Ontology annotation, cellular component: mitochondrion. The transcript is spliced from 6 exons. NCBI's taxonomy places the organism in Eukaryota, Metazoa, Chordata, Actinopteri, Siluriformes, Ariidae. Gene Ontology annotation, molecular function: glycine N-acyltransferase activity. The record is from RefSeq and is a predicted model, not a curated record.
UCAAAGUUCUUAAAUAAUAUUUAGGAUGGCUAUUGUUUUGCUGUUUUGUGGAUUUUAGCAUACAUUUCUGUGGCUUGUGGCAAUAAUAUAGAAUUGUACAUGAUCAAAGUUGAUUUUAGCUUGGGUUUUACAUUAUAAGAAAGAAAGACUGACAGUGACAUAUUAAGGCCCGGUCCCACUGCACUUACGGAUGCAAAGAGCAUGUAAAACGUAAAAAAAUCUUUGCCAUCCGUUGGAAAACGCUAUGCAUCCGUUGUGUACUCAUUGCAUAUGUGCUUCAUACGCUCUAUCCAUCGAGCAUCCGUCCACUGUGCUUUCAUCCGCGCAAAAAGUUUUGAGCUGCACAAAACUUUUAGAACGGAUGAACUUUCCGCCGUGUACGAUGUAAAUCCGCGACAUAUACGAGCAACAAACGUUCUAUGUCCGUUAUCAUCCGUUAAACGUCUGCUGUAUCCUCUCUGCAUCCUCUGGGCAUCCUCGCAACUCACAUCCGCUGCAGCUGAAAAUGGAAAGAGGGAGGAAAGAUAAGGUACAUGAAACGUCUAUUCAUCGUUAGUAGCACGGAAAUAGAAAGGAUGUAAGCGUAUGCAUCUCGUAUAUAAAGUAUUCAAAAUGGACAAAGCGUUUAUAUCUGGGAUGUAUCUCGUAUAUUUAGGAUGUCUGGAGUAUGUCUAGAGUAUGUAGAAGGACACCUAGCGGACAAUCGGUCUGCAUCCGAUAUACAUCCGCGCAACAUCCCCUUUGUUUCCGUUAGGCGUACGUGAUGCAUCCCCUUCAUCCGCUAUGCAUCCGCUCUUUCUGCUAUGCGUCCGCUUCUCAGUUAUCACCGGUAACCCCUUCGGAGCUGUCAUCCACUUCCAUCCACUUCCAUCCGCUAGGCUUCCUAUGAACAUGCGUUUAACAUCCCCGCUAUAUACUACCCACGUCCAUUCUUUUCCGUUCUGUUUUCGCAAAUUUUCGCCAAUUUUGUUCAUUUCUGGAGCGGAUGAAAAAGGAUAGAGCCACCCCCGAAAUUUUGCUCGUCCGCUGUGUCCUUUUUGCAUACAUUUUGUGUCCAUCGGCCAGUGGGACUGGGCCUUUAGGUUGGUUACAAAUUGGUUCAACUUAUUCACAUCUGUAAAAUACAGGCCUAGGUGAUAUCUCUGGGAGUGGUUUUGAUGUAUUACAUGUUGCUUUAUUUUUGCAUGGUGAGGUUGACAUUUACAUGGAAUUGCCCUAUUGCAGAUUUGAAUUCGGCACACCCAAAUUGACAAAAUAAGACUGUUUGCCGACUUUGUCUCAAAAAUGCCUUUAACUCUUUAAAUAAGCACUUUUUUGAAUUUUGGUACCAGUCUAAGAAGCCACUGAUCGCUUUAAGCCGACCGCACACCUUCCCGAUUCGCUUACGAUUUUGUCGGGCCGAUUAAAUCGCUUGCGAAUCGUAAAUGUGUGCGGGGGCACCUCAUAGCCGAUUUCAUCGGUUCUCGGUUCAGAUCAAACUGGUCUUGAUACACUAUAUUGCCAAAAGUAUUUGCUCACCCAUCCAAAUUAUCGGAAUCAGGUGUUCCAAUCACGGCCACAGGUGUAUAAAAUCAAGCACCUAGGCAUGCAGACUGUUUUUACAGUUUGGAGCUGGCCCCUUCCUCUUUCAACAUGACUGUGCACCAGUGCACAAAGCAAGGUCCAUAAAGACAUGGAUGACAGAGUCUGGUGUGGAUGAACUUGACUGGCCUGCACAGAGUCCUGACCUCAACCCGAUAGAACACCUUUGGGAUGAAUUAGAGCAGAGACUGAGAGCCAGGCCUUCUCGUCCAACAUCAGUGUGUGACCUCACAAAUGCGCUUCUGGAAGAAUGGUCAAAAAUUCCCAUAAACACACUCAUAAACCUUGUGGACAGCCUUCCCAGAAGAGCUGAAGCUGUUCUAGCUGCAAAGGGUGGACCGACGUCAUAUUGAACGCUAUGGAUUAGGAAUGGGAUGUCACUUAAGCUCAUGUGAGUCAAGGCAGAAAGCAGUCACUGGAGUUAAGAAACGGCAAGAACUGCAGCUAUGCAUAGCCUGUUUUGAUUUUUUUCAAGUAUAUGGAUACGUUUGUAUAAUUAAUAGAAUCAAAGCUGAUCCCAUUGAUGUGCUGGUGGACCAGUGGCCAGAUUUCAAUGUGCUACUCGCCAGACCAAAAUGGCAGCAGAAAUCAGACAUUUAUAAAGUCAUCUGCGUUUUUACCAAGGAUGAAACGUCUCUCAGGAACAUGCUGAUUGGGACAGAUGUUCUUGACUGGAAGCAGUUCUUCCGUCUAAGUACUGAUGUGCGCCAUGAGGAAAUGCUAAAGGCUGUAGCAGUGAUGAGAGGGGUGCCAAUGAGUAAACUUUAUGUCUGCCAUGUGCUGAAAUUGCAGGAUCCGUCUAACCUGACAAUGGAAAGGUUACCCUUACAAGUGUCGUCACUUAACGAGUCGCACGUUGCUCUGGUCAAUAGUACAUGGAAGUUUGGCAUGGGUGAAUUCAGUGAAAAGAUCAUCAGAGACAUGAUCAUGAAUUUCCCUUCAUGCUGUGUGCUGGACUCGGAGGGUCAGCCGGUGUCAUGGAUAUUGACCUAUUCUUGCUGCGCAGUUGGAAUGCUGUACACGCUGCCGGAGCACAGACGGAAAGGCUACGCCAAAGCCCUGGUCACCAUAUUGGCAAAGAAACUACAUUCAGAGGGCUGCCCAGUGUACUGCUUGAUUGAGGAGGAGAACCAGUUAUCCUACAGGCUCUUUACCAAUUUAGGCUUCACUGAGGAUCCGUCUUUCAGGAUUACUGGUUUUAAAUUUAAUCAAUUAUGUUAAGGCUUCAUGAUGGCUUUGUUACAAAGGACAUUCCUGUUAUCAUUGCAUGAACGUAUAUGGACCCUUUUCACGUGACGUCAUGACAAACGCGGCCGCCAUUUUGGACAUGUACUACCAGUAGUUUACCACAGCCAGCAUUGAGGAACGGCAGCAAAGAAAGUUUUUACUUUCAGCAAGACUUCCAUCAUGCCACUAUAUUGUUGUGCACCUGGAUGUAGUAACCAUCAACAAACAAGGCAAGGUUUAUCAUUUUAUCAGAUCCCGACGGAGAAGAUGGAUAGCGGCCAUAAACAGGAAAGAUUGGCAGCCCUCGGCAUACCAACGCUUGUGUAGUGACCACUUUGUUGGAGGUAAGACGAAUAAAAUUAGCCAGAAAAGGCAUUACAUUGCUGUUAACAUUCUGUGGCGGCGAGUGUGUAACCAAAUAGGCUAAAAUAACCCAUUGUAACCGCUUUGUUCUUCUGUAGUAGCUAUUGUUGACUAGCUAAUGUCAACAACAGUAGCUAGUAUGUUACUGUAGCAAUGUUUACGUUCAGUCAUUUGGAUGACUGUUAAAACCUUUCAAUCUCAAGUUUUUCCUUUACUGUAUUUACUAGUUUACUGUAAUUAUGAUCCGGCUGAGGUUCCCCUCAAAUUAAGC